Molecule: messenger RNA, 978 nt
Organism: Phycodurus eques (leafy seadragon)
Lineage: Eukaryota; Metazoa; Chordata; Actinopteri; Syngnathiformes; Syngnathidae
Gene: psma3
Product: proteasome 20S subunit alpha 3
Exons: 11
Coding region: 135-902 (255 amino acids)
Biological process (GO): ubiquitin-dependent protein catabolic process
Cellular component (GO): synapse; nucleus; proteasome core complex, alpha-subunit complex
Source: RefSeq, a predicted model, not a curated record
ACGAGGCCAUUAUUGUGAAGGCGGUGGCCGGAAGUGUUCGUAUGACUGUUGCUGCCUUGAUGGUGUAGCCAAACGCAGAUUUUUUUUGGGGGGGGCUUUUGCACUUUCACGCUGGACUAACUGUUGGCGUCAAAAUGAGCUCCAUCGGGACCGGGUACGACCUGUCGGCGUCCACCUUCUCUCCCGAUGGGCGAGUCUUCCAGGUGGAGUACGCCAUCAAGGCUGUGGAGAACAGCAGCACAGCCAUUGGGAUCCGCUGUAAAGAUGGCGUCGUGUUUGGCGUGGAGAAGCUGGUUUUGUCCAAACUGUAUGAGGAGGGCUCCAACAAACGCAUCUUCAACAUUGACAGACACGUCGGCAUGGCCGUGGCGGGCCUCCUGGCGGACGCUCGGUCGCUAGCUGAGGUGGCCCGCGACGAAGCGUCCAACUUCCGCUCCAGCUACGGCCACGACAUCCCUCUCAAGCACCUGUCCGAGCGCGUGGCCAUGUACGUGCACGCCUACACGCUCUACAGCGCCGUGCGGCCCUUCGGCUGCAGCUUCAUCCUGGGGUCUCACGACAAAGACGACGGGCCGCAGCUUUACAUGGUGGACCCCUCGGGCGUCUCCUACGGUUACUGGGGGUGUGCGAUUGGAAAAGCCAAACAAGCCGCCAAGACAGAAAUUGAAAAAUUGCAGAUGAAGGACAUGACGUGCAAGGAGCUGGUCAAAGAGGUCGCCAAAAUCAUCUACAUCGUUCACGACGAGGUGAAGGACAAAGCGUUCGAGUUGGAGCUCAGCUGGGUCGGAGAAAUCACAAACGGACGGCACGUGCUCGUCCCCAAAGACAUCAGGGAGCAAGCGGAGAAAUACGCCAAGGACUCGCUGGAGGAGGAAGACGACUCUGAUGAAGACAACAUGUGAACCCGCUGACCCGUUUGUUCUUGUUUGUUUUUCAUGUUUUGUAGUUUUGCUUUACGAAUAAACAAAGUUGUUUCCA